ACUUUUCUUUGAUGAAAGUCAAUACCAGACGGCAUCGUUUGUUAUAAAGAGAUCACACCCUGCGCGAUCGAGUUGGGAAAAAGGAAACAGCGUCCAUGGCAGAUCAACCGAAGGAAGUGAAGCUCUAUGGGCAUGGCUUCAGUGGGUACUGCACGAUGGUCCACUCUGCCCUCAAGCUCAAGGGCGUGGCUUUCGAGUACGUCGAAGAGGACCUCCAGAACAAGAGCGAGGCGCUGCUUAGGCUCAACCCCGUCUACAAGAAGGUGCCGGUUCUCGUGGUGGAUGGUGAGCCGAUAGCCGAGUCACUUGUCAUCUUGCAGUACAUCGAUGAUGUGUGGAAGAACCCCCCCCUUCUCCCGGAGGAUCCUUAUCAGAGAGCCAAGGUCCGGUUUUGGGCAGAUUAUGUCUACCAGAAGUUGGUGCCACCCGUGUACCGUAUCAGAACGUCCGAGGGAGAUGCUCGGAAGAAGGCAGAAGAGGAGUUCAGAGAGAACCUGAUCACCUUGGAGGACGGCAUCCGAGAAGAGCUGUGGAGUGCUGGGGGAUCAUUUAUCAACGGUGAGAAGCCUGGGCUCCUCGAUGUGAUCAUGGGUUCCUGUCACACGGGGCUCAAGUACCUCGAAGAUGUGGCCGGCGUAAAACUGGUGGAGAAGGACAGGACGCCACUCUUGUGCUCGUGCAUGGAGGCCUUCGUCGAGCUUGACGCCGUCAAGGGACCAUGAUCCCAUUCGAUGGAAUCCAAUAAUGUGCGCGAGCUGUCCGCGAUAAGACUUCCGCGUCAUCUUGAGCUUGAUUUAUGUGUCAUUUGGUAUUCAUCAACAUAAAUAUACGUAUAUAUUGUGUGA
Molecule: messenger RNA, 845 nt
Organism: Musa acuminata AAA Group (dessert banana)
Lineage: Eukaryota; Viridiplantae; Streptophyta; Magnoliopsida; Zingiberales; Musaceae
Product: glutathione S-transferase U10-like
Exons: 2
Coding region: 96-722 (208 amino acids)
Biological process (GO): glutathione metabolic process
Cellular component (GO): cytoplasm
Molecular function (GO): glutathione transferase activity
Source: RefSeq, a predicted model, not a curated record